GGUGCCUGUCAGAGAGGCUGGCGGCAGUGGCGGCUGUCCGGGCUGGGUUGUCAGUCAGAGAGAGGAGGGAAGAUGGCUCGCCCGGACUCGUGCUGCUAGAAGGAGAGGGGCAGGUGGCGCGGCUGCCGGCGGAGCGCAGUCGCCCGGUCGCCGUGGUCGCCGUGGUCACCGUGGUCGUGGGGGGAGGCCGCGGUGGGUCCGGAGCUGCUCUGGUUGAAGGUUUGAAACAAAUGUGGAAAGAUGUUCACUUCAGAGAUAGGGGUUGUGGAAGAAUGGCUGUCAGAAUUUAAGACACUCCCAGAAACAUCUUUGCCAAAUUAUGCCACAAAUUUGAAAGACAAGAGUUCUUUAGUUUCAUCUCUCUAUAAAGUUAUCCAGGAGCCACAGGGUGAGUUACUAGAGCCCGUGUGUCACCAGCUCUUUGAGUUCUACCGCAGUGGGGAGGAGCAGCUGCUGCGCUUCACUCUGCAGUUCCUCCCAGAGCUGAUGUGGUGCUACCUCGCUCUGUCAGCCAGCAGGAAUGUGCACAGAAGCGGCUGCAUUGAGGCCCUCCUCCUAGGGGUUUACAACCUGGAAAUAGUUGACAAACACGGACAUAGUAAAGUAUUGAGUUUUACAAUUCCAUCUUUAUCCAAACCAUCUGUAUAUCAUGAACCUUCCAGCAUUGGGUCUAUGGCGCUGACGGAGAGUGCGCUGUCCCAGCAUGGCUUAUCAAAAGUCGUGUACAGUGGACCCCAUCCUCAACGGGAGAUGUUGACAGCUCAGAACAGGUUUGAAGUGUUGACAUUCCUUCUGUUGUGUUACAAUGCUGCCUUAACCUACAUGCCCAGUGUCUCUCUUCAGUCACUGUGUCAGAUUUGUUCAAGAAUAUGUGUCUGUGGAUAUCCCCGACAACAUGUAAGAAAAUACAAAGGCGUGAGCAGCAGAAUACCGAUUUCAUCUGGCUUCAUGGUGCAGAUGCUAACAGGAGUGUAUUUUGCCAUAUACAAUGGAGAAUGGGAUCUAGCUCAGAAAGCAUUGGAUGAUAUUAUAUACAGAGCCCAGCUAGAAUUGUAUCCAGAGCCUCUGCUGGUUGCUAAUGCAAUAAAGGCUUCAUUGCCUCAUGGUGCCAUGAAAUCUAGUAAGGAAGGUACGAGGUGUAUUCAGGUGGAAAUCACACCAACCUCCUCUAGAAUAUCAAGAAAUGCAGUUACCAGUAUGUCAAUAAGAGGUCACAGGUGGAAAAGACAUGGAGAUACAGAAUUAACAGGUCAAGAAGAACUGAUGGACAUAACUGAAGUUGACGAGGGAUUUUAUUCCAGGGCGGCGUCUAGCACCAGCCAGUCGGGGCUAUCAAACAGUAGUCACAAUUGUAGUAACAAGACAAGUGUAGGAAGGAACCAGAGACGGUCGGGAGGAAGCAGAGCUGGAGCAAAGGAGAGAGAAAUGGCAGGGGAGACUUGCAGAGACCACUUUGCUCGCAAACAAACCCAGAGAGCCCAGAGUGAGAACCUUGAGCUUCUCUCUCUGAAGAGACUUACCCUAACCUCCAGCCAGUCCCUGCCCAAGCCCAGCAGCCAAGGCUUGGCUAAGACUGCGGCCACUGUAUUUAGUAAAUCCUUUGAACAAGUCAGUGGUGUCCCAGUCCCACGUAGCCCUUCUCCUGCCAUUGGCUCUGUUGCUGGAGCAGAUGCCCAUAGAUUUUCUGCUUGUAGUCUCCAAGAAGAAAAGCUUAUUUAUGUGUCAGAAAGGACUGAACUUGCAGUGAAGUGUCAAGCCGGCCAGCAGGGACCUCCUAGUAUUAGCAUCACUCUGUCUGCAGAGUAAGGUGUCACUCACUUCUCUCCUGUAGCCAGUGAAGCUGAAAAGAUGGCUUUGCUCCCUUAUGAAAGCACUGAGUUCUUCAUGCCUGGUCCUGGCAGGAGCCUGGGGUCUUGAAUUCUGAAGGCUCCCCUUUGACUAUGAAGGGAAUAAUGUCUAUUUUGCAGUAAGCUGAGGUGUGGUCUUGUUAUUUCUUGGGAACUCUUUUCCCCUUGGUUUAAGUUCUUUAUUCUUGUAUUCUCCUUUCCUGUUACUUGUUAUUGUUGGUUACGUCCUCAGUGAGGUUAUCUUUAAUACUUUGUUUUUUAGUGGUUGUGUAUUUGCCCUGGGAAGUCAGAGAGAGUCUCUGUGAGAGGACUGGGCUGUAGAGCCCAGGGGGAGGAGUGAGUCCAUGAAGCCAUGCUGCCCGACAGGCGUGUGAGAAAACAGCCUCACGUGAGAGCAGUGGGGAUGCACGUGCUGUGACCACAUCAUGCUUAGGAUGGGACAGUGUACUCCACUCCGAAAGUUGCCUGGCAGGACAGUUGCGAGGGGAAGCUGGGAGAAUUUCUGUUGCAGUCCUUAGAGAGCUGUUGCUGGUGGAUGACAUUCUGAAGUGUGUGAUCUGGAUUGCAGGGGUGAAAGUCCCUUUCGGUUUCUAAAGUGUGACGAGCCAUAGAGCUGAUGGACCGUGCUGCUUUGAAAAUCCUACUUAGUUUAUAUUUUAGUGGUCGGAGCACACAUCAUAGAAGACUUCCUGAAAACCCCUGUAAGUCUUGUAGCACAGCUCCCGAGAUACCAGAAUGAAGCAUUUAUUUAAUAGUGAAUUGUCUGUGAAUGAAGGAAACUAGUUCAUUUUUCAUCCACAAAAUGUGGUGAAAGAAAACACAGUAGGUGUGGGCAGAGGACAUUUGUGCUUACCGGUGGCUUGUGUUUGUUCUUGAAUUUAAUAUAAGAAAGAGUGCACUUCUUGUUUGUGAGUUUUAAGUGUUCUUGUUAUGAUGUAGAAAGAACUCAGCUACCACCCUACUCCUGCCAGCCAAGCACUAAGAAAUGUGGUAAGGCGGAAGCAAGCUAAACUCUGCGUCCUCUAGGUGGACGCCCAGGCUUGGUGCCUGUGGUCUGCUCGGUUGGCUGACGCUCCCGUGAGGUGCAUGUGCUGUGGUGCUACACUGGGGCACGGCACGAGAGGAGCAGGGUCAGUGGUGAGGCCUGGGACACCGUCUACUUCUCGGCUUUCCUGACUUAGCACACUGAGGCCUUCUUACCCAUGGUCCCCUGUUGUGCUCACAGAACAUGCUAGUGUUCCCCUCUUGAACCACAUGGGUCCAGCUCAUGUCGAUGAGAAAACUGCAUGUGUUGCAGAGUGCAAAGCAUUUUACACUUGAGGUACAUUUUUAAAUGCUUACCUCCUAGUUUAAACCUGAUUAUCCAAGACCUAUGCUUUUUAGCAUAAAUGAGCUUAACAUUUUAGUUUCAGUAACAGAGCGAACUGCUGGCUUAAAUUGUCCUCAUCAAUUUUAAGGUAACUAGACAGUAAAAUUGAUAAUUGGAAUAAUUGAAUAGUAAUCUUGUAUACAGUUGAAGUGUUUGUAAAAUGUCACUGUGAAUUUCCUGUUGUCUUAUUGUAAUUCCUUAAGAACUUUUCUUAAACAUAGUUACUAACAGUGUUUAUAUUAUUAAGAAGAAAUUUAAAGAUUGUCAUUAGGCAAGUUGAAGUGCUUGCUUAAGCAUAGAGUAAGUUUAAAGAAACAUUAGCUGGCACAAACAAGAGAUCAGAAUAAUGUUCAGCCACCAUAAUGAAACCUCAUUUUUAUAUUGUUGUAGACAUUUGCUACUUGUGUGGUCCAAAGACCACUGGUGUCACCUGGUAUCUUAAUAAAACUUCAAAAUUUGGGGGACAGACUUGGUAAAUCAGAGCUGGCAUUGUAACAAGGUCCCUAGGGAUGCUCGUAUCCAUCCGGCUAUGUGAAGUCAGUUUCAGAGUGCUAACUACUGGUCUAAUGUAGGGUCCUCAGUGGUCUCACAGCCCUCAAGCACGGGUAUUAGGUUCUAGAUCAUCAUAAUUGUCAUAGUUUUUGAUAACCAUGUAACUUUUUAAAUAACAUUGACUUGUGACUUCUUAGAGACUCUCAUUUUAAAUUCCCACUUCUCACUUGUUCCUGUAAUAAAAAUGUAGCAUCUUUUGCUUCUCUUGGUCAUAAAUAAACCUAGCGCUGCAGAUGCUACAGGUUUUAAGCAGGAAAGCCCCUCUUUGUUCUUGAACUGUUAUAUGAGACAGAACAGAGCACAUAUGUCCUUCCUCUUACAAAAUCUAUAACAGCUUACACAGUGGAAUGAGUCUGAAGUUUGCUCCAAAUGAUUUACAUCAAUUGAUUUUAUGGAGUGUGGAGUCACAUGAACAGUAAAGUUCUUUUAUACUACUUUUGAUACUAUUUCAAGUAAGGAUUGUGUACAUCAGAGGCUUUCAUACCAGCUGCCAAAGCCGGAUGCUGUCACCUGUGGCAACAGCUGUUCUAGUCACUUUCCUACUCAUCUUUCAAAGGUGAGAAGCUGUGUGGCUUGGUAGGCAUUUUUCUAUUAAGAUGCUAACAGUAUAGGCAUCUCAUGGACCCAGGGGAAUAGCUUUCACCAAGAGGAUUCCUCAUAGAACUGGGGUCUGGCACCCUAUAGUUAGCUCUAGAUAGGGGGCUUUGGAUUGACUCAACCCUUGCACUCCUGUGACACUGUGCCUGGCAUGAACCUCGGCAAUCCAAGUGAAGAGAGAACAGAGUAGACUUUCCCAAGGAUCCAGCUGCUCGGGUGCUACCCUUUCACUUCCUGGAGCCUCAGGAAAGCAUCUUGGAAUGGCCGGGACACUGCCUGAACCCUUUAAGUCCAUCUCUGUAGCAUGGAAGAGCAGGAAUUCCAGAAUGAUUGGUUUGUUUUGAAAAGGUAGUCUUUCAUUGUCCUUUCAAUUGUAAAGCAACAACUCUGCAAAUGUCACUCAGUUGUUUAAAAAAAAGGGGGGGAGGUAUGUCUUUAAAUCAAAAUAUAUUUUUUUUAAAGAUCCCAGUUUAAAGGGAUUUUUGCCUGUUUUGAACUAUCAUAGUUAAAAUGUUGAAUGGUAAAUUGUGGAGGAAAAUAUAUUCUCUAAAACAUGAUUUUAAGCAGAGUUCGAGUUAGGCAGCUCGAUGUUUACAUCUGCGGGCACAUUAAACCUCCGUACAGGAGAACACGCUGAGGAAGCCUGUGCUGAGCAUUGGAACUGAGGGACACGAAAGCACACAGUGUUGGCACUAAGCACUGUAGAUAGAAAUUAAUGUAUGAUAGUGUCUUCCCAACCCCUGAGUGAAAGGCUGAAACCCCAGUCCUUUGGUGAGCAUGAGUUUACACUUGCACGCUUGCUGCUGAGUGCUGGAACAUUGGGUAAUGGAGAUGUGUGCUUUUUAAUACUGCUCGUCUUCACAGAGAACACUCAUGGGCUGCCGUCUGUACUUUGUAACUUGCACAUAUCCAAAAAGACUGAGCGUGAACAAUUUGAAGAUGUUUUGUAGUUUUGAAGAAGUGUGCUAGUGGACAUGAGCCUCAAUUGUGUUUUCUGGGCUCCAAGCUGUCUGUCUUGUUGGAACUGGCCAUCUGCCUCUGGCCUUUCCUUCUGAUCAUGUGAUGCUAAACUCUUCUCACAAAUACACUUGUCAUUGUAUGCCUAGCGUUUACAUUCCUAAGAAUAAACCUUGGAUAUCUUUAUGUGCUCUUUACGUUUUUAAAGUAUGAAAUAAACUGGAGUUGAGUUCUUUGAAGUUUUGUACAUUUGUAUAAAUGUUCUCCAUAUGCAGUACUUUAUACAUCAAGUGUUUCCUCUUGUUUUGUUGAAAUAAAAACUAAAA
Molecule: messenger RNA, 5648 nt
Organism: Mus pahari (shrew mouse)
Lineage: Eukaryota; Metazoa; Chordata; Mammalia; Rodentia; Muridae
Gene: Hycc1
Product: family with sequence similarity 126 member A
Exons: 11
Coding region: 241-1806 (521 amino acids)
Biological process (GO): protein localization to plasma membrane; phosphatidylinositol phosphate biosynthetic process
Cellular component (GO): plasma membrane
Source: RefSeq, a predicted model, not a curated record